Molecule: messenger RNA, 2037 nt
Organism: Theobroma cacao (cacao)
Lineage: Eukaryota; Viridiplantae; Streptophyta; Magnoliopsida; Malvales; Malvaceae
Product: protein VAPYRIN-like
Molecular function (GO): protein binding
Source: RefSeq, a predicted model, not a curated record
CAAAUUAUGCUUAAUUGGGGUUUGAUCUUCCCUCAAAACCCACCAAGGAAAAACUGACAUCCUGGUUUGCAGUAUAGAAAGAUUGAACAAGAAAGUUAACCUACGUGUUUGCAAGAAAAGAUAUGGAUAGACUUAUUAGUUUGGAGCCAUCAAACCUUGUUGCUGUCAGGAUUGAGCCAGGGCAGAAAUGUUAUGGAGAGCUUACUCUACGCAAUGUUAUGUACACCAUGCCGGUUGCCUUUAGGCUCCAGCCGUUGAACAAGGGUAGGUACACUGUCAAGCCUCAAUCAGGAAUCAUAGCACCACUCGGGACACAAACUGUGGAGAUUGUGUAUCAUCUCCCUCCAGGUUCAUUACUUCCGGACUCUUUUCCUCUCAGUGAUGAUUCUUUCCUUCUGCAUAGCGUGGUGGUUCCUGGUGCAGCAAUCAAAGACUCGACAUCAAGUUUCGAUGCAGUUCCUAACGACUGGUUCACAACAAAGAAGAAGCAAGUUUUUAUUGACAGUGGCAUCAAGAUCAUGUUUGUUGGUUCACCUGUUUUGGUUCAACUUGUGAUGGAUGGUUCUAUGGAUGAAAUCAGAGACGUAUUAGAGCGUAGUGACCCAGCAUGGAAUCCAGCUGAUUCAGUUGAUUCACAUGGACAAACCUUGCUCCAUCUUGCCAUAGCUCAAAGCAGACCUGAUAUUGUCCAAUUACUGCUUGAAUUUGAGCCUGAUGUAGAGUUUCAAAGCCAGUCAGGCUCUACACCACUUGAGGCUGCUGCAGGGUGUGGUGAAGAAUUGAUUGUUGAGCUUCUAUUGGCGCAUAAGGCUAGUUCAGAGCGAUCAAAGUCCUCUAGUUGGGGUCCAAUUCACCUAGCAGCAAUUGGUGGUCAUCUAGAGGUUCUGAGACUUCUUCUGCUCAAAGGUGCUGAUGUUGAUGCCCUCACAAAGGAUGGCAACACUUCCUUACACCUCGCAGUUGAGGAAAGAAGAAAAGAUUGCACGCGUCUACUAUUAGCUAAUGGCGCCACACUUGAUGUUCGCAAUACUAGAGAUGGUGAGACGCCGUUACAUAUCGCUGCAGGAUUAGGUGAUGAGCAAAUGGUGAAACUGUUACUUCAAAAGGGAGCAAACAAAGAAAUACGCAACAAGGCAGGAAAAACUGUUUAUGAUGUUGCUGCUGAGUAUGGUCACAUACGCCUUUUUGAUGCACUCAAGCUUGGCGACAGCUUGUGUUUAGCUGCCCGAAAAGGUGAAGUGAGAAAAAUCCAGAGGCUGAUUGAAAAUGGUGCAGUGAUUAACGGAAGAGACCAACAUGGAUGGACAGCCUUACAUAGGGCCUCAUUCAAGGGAAGGAUUGAUGCUGUAAAGAUGCUGAUUGACAAGGGAAUUGAUGUUGAUUCAAAAGAUGAUGACGGAUACACAGCUUUGCAUUGUGCUGUGGAAUCAGGCCAUACAGAUGUGGUAGAAUUGUUGGUGAAGAAGGGAGCAGAUGUGGAAGCAAGGACUAAUAAAGGUGUUACAGCCCUGCAAAUUGCUGAUUCAUUACACUAUGCAGGUAUUAGCAGGAUACUGAUUCAUGGUGGUGCAACAAAAGAUGGUAUGCCACAAGUCGCUGCAAUGCCGGUUUCAAUUCCAUUUGGAAAUGGAAAAAUGGGGAAAGAGAACGAAACAAAGGCAGUAAUGAAGAGGAAACCCUCGAGGGCAAGAGCCUUGCGUGGUAGCUUUGACAGGUCGCUACCAUUGGCAGUGGUUUAGGUAGCUUGGUGGAUACAUUCAUGAGUUUUUUGGCUUCCUCACAGAGAGCUUAAAAUCGAUUCUUUUGAUACUGAGGUACAUAAAUUUGUCGAAGAAGUUUCAGACUCAUUCACAUAUGUUCAUUCCAUAGCCUGAAUCUAUACAUAAAAUACAUUAUCCUUGUAAGUUUGCAAAGGGAAAAUCAAGACAAUUUGCUUGUAGAAUGAUGUGUAGUGGCCUUGAAAGAUGAAUUACCUCAAUGGGGGCAAAGGUGUGCCUAAAAAUUCCUGGUGUAAGCUCAGGCAAUAAAAUUGUAUUU